Colletotrichum abscissum is the source of this 4749-nucleotide messenger RNA. RefSeq lists its product as uncharacterized. Gene Ontology annotation, molecular function: protein binding. The coding region runs from base 1 to 4749 and encodes 1582 amino acids. NCBI's taxonomy places the organism in Eukaryota, Fungi, Ascomycota, Sordariomycetes, Glomerellales, Glomerellaceae. The record is from RefSeq and is a predicted model, not a curated record. The transcript has 5 exons.
AUGCAUGUCCUCCUUGGUGAAACGAAAGAGGCCAUAUUACACCAAACAAAACAACAAGAGAGGCGCCAUGAAGAUGGCAAGAGUGAAGAAUGUCUUCGCGAACUCUUCCAGACGAACCCAAAAGAUGAUAGGGAACGAAUAAUCCGCAGAAAGGAUAACACCCCUACCCUUUUCAAAUCAUCAUACGAAUGGAUCCUAAAUGUCGAGGAAUUCCGACGCUGGCGGACCGACUCAGAAAGCCGCCGGCUCUGGAUCAGAGGAGACCCAGGCAAGGGAAAGACGAUGCUUCUUUGUGGUAUCAUUGAAGAGCUGGAGAAAAGCGAUCCGCGUCCGCUGUGCUACUUUUUCUGCCAAGCUACAGUGCCAGCGUUGGACAACGCAACUUCCGUCCUUCGGUCCCUAAUUCUUCAACUGGCUCAGAAGUAUCCCUGGCUCCGAACACAGGUUCUAGCCGUGUAUGAGAAGGGUGGCAAAGCUCGUUUCAAUGAUCACAACGCUUGGGGCACUAUGUAUGAGCUGCUCAAUUCAAUGCUCAGCGACCCACGAUUGGAUGGCGUUUUGUUGAUCGUGGAUGCGCUCGACGAAUGCACGACAGACCGCCCCAAGCUUCUUCAUUUCAUCAGGAAUCUCUCAGAAAUCUCUCGCGCUAGAGUCAUUAUCUCAAGUCGAAAGUGGGCCGAAAUUGGCGAGGUGCUCGGCGAGCACAAUACGAACGGGUCUACUAUUACCCUCGAAUUACACGACGAUCUAAUCUCCAAAGCGGUCCAUUCGUAUAUCGACCGAGAAGUUCAACAGCUGGCUAGCCGCAAAAGGUUCAACGAAAUUACCUGCUCAGAGAUUCAACUGUACUUGAGAAAGCAAUCGCAGGAUACAUUCCUUUGGGUCUCCUUAGUUUGUCAAGCUCUGCUUGAUGGUAGCGUUAAAAAGCGUAACGUCAUGAAGGUGCUUGAAACAUUUCCGCCUGGACUCGAUGCAUUUUACGAGCGCAUGAUCAGGUCUUUGCCCUCUCUAGACGAAGACCUGUAUAAAGAGAUACUGUCUGUCAUGUCGAUCCUCAAACGACCCGUUACGAUUGAGGAACUUCUUCCUCUCCUCCAGUCACAUUUCAGUGAUGAUGCGGAGUAUUUGGAGGAAGCAAUUAAAUCAUGUGGGUCUUUUUUGAGGAUCCAAGCAGAAAAGAUCUACUUUGUGCAUCAGUCGGCUGUGGAAUUUCUGAAAAGCAGUGCUUCAGAACUUUCCACUGUUGCAGAGCGACACAAGUCCGUUUUUCGGAGGUCUAUGGACGUCCUCAACACACCUGGGCAUCUGAAACGCGACAUUUACGGUUUGAAAGAGCCCAGUACAGGCAUAGCGGAAAUCCAUACCCCUGAACCCGAUCCUUUGUAUGCUAUACAGUACCUCUGCACCUAUUGGGUUGACCACUUGACUGAUUGGGUCUGUGAAGAAAGGAUAGAAAUGGGACAGCCAACGUCACAAGACGACCGUGCCAUUUUCGAGGUCAACAGGUUCCUCAAAGGAAAGUUUCUUCAUUGGGUCGAGGCACUUAGCCUCCUUCGCCAGAUGCAACAGGCAGUACAAGCCAUUCAAAAGCUUCAGAUUCUGUUCAGCGUUGUGAAAGCACAGUUUCGGGAUGAGGCUCCUGACUGGGUCACAAUCACGCCUGGUCUGGAACGCACGUGGACCUACUCCCCCGAUGGGGAGUGGCUCGUCACUAGUUAUGACGAUAGUACUGUGAAGCUCUGGCAUGCGGAGAGCGGAACCUGCAUGCACACAGUCAGUAUCCUCGGCGAAGAGGAUAGACAAUACAGCGGGAACAAGGACUUGUAUGGAACAACGCCGGUGGCUUUUUCAGCAGACGGCAAAGCAUUUAUAUCCAGCUCCUGGAACGGUGUCGUGAAGGUCUAUGACAGAGACACAGGCCGCUGCACCCACCAGCUCGAACCAUAUUCAUCUAACGCCACGGUAAUAGCCAUCUCGUCAGAUGGGUCCACGGUUGCAUUGUAUGUUCAAGGUCGUAUCGUCAUUCAGAGUAUGAAAGGGGAAUUUCCUACUCGCACCAUCGAGUGCCAUCUUGAACAGGGUGAAGUUCACUCCAUAGCGUUGAACGCAAAUGGCCAUUGGAUUGCCUUAGGAUUAAUAGAGCAACUCCUCGAGAUUUUCGAUGUAUCGACAGGGGGGCGCCAACAGAUAUCCACGGAUCACGAGGUAGUUACUGUGGCUUGGUCGCCGGAUGGAGACUGGGUUGCGUCAGGUGGCAAGGCCAUCGCUGAAAUGUGCUUCAUCAUACAGAUCUGGGAAAGACGAACUGGAAAGUCAAUUCUGAGAAUCAAAUGCGAGGUACUAGACGGCUCUAAGCUGACAGCCGUACCCCAUUACAUGGACGUCUCAGCCGACAAAGAAUUCCUGGCAGCUGCCUCUCGAGAUAGCAUAUGCGUGUGGAACACGUCGACUGGUGCUUUAACGUGGGAGAUGUACGUUUCCGACUCAAGCGACAUACGCUCGUUUUCGUUUUCCCCAGACGCUCAGCGAAUCAUUUCGACGGCCUAUCCAUCAACGAUCAAAGUCUGGGACUUAUCAAUAAUGCCAGACGCCGUAUCCCGCCGGCCAUUUAAUCGCAGGGAACAAGUGAUCUUUGCUGAUGACGAUCGUUUCCUGACAUAUGGCCCCUUGAUGGAGAAGAUCAGACUUUGGGACAGACGAGCCGAUAUGCCAGAGUCAACGUUCUAUGAGAGGUCCGUGUCUGCUAUCGCACUAUCUCAAGACGGCCAGCAACUUGCAUCGGCUUCUUGGAAGAAGACUACGAUCACAAUUUGGAACACAAGUACCCGUGCUAUCACGAUGAAACUCUGUGGUCGCACAGAGCAUAUUUGCUUCAAUGCGCGUGACUCUAAAAAGAGCGUUUGCCAACGAAGACAUUGGGACAAUGAAGUAGAUGACGAAGACUACAUCAGGACAAGACAAAGUCAGCCAUGCGAGAUACGUGGGAUCGACUCUUUGGCGUUUCGGAAUACCUCCCAGCUUAUUUCAAGCUUUGGGGGUUUGAUCAAGUUCUGGAACACAUCCAACGGCAGCUGCUCGCAGACCAUUGACUCUGGCCGCCAAUGUGUCGACAAGAUUACCUUGUCGAGUCAAGGCCAACGACUUGCUUGCCUUGUUUGUGAUUACGACGAAAGAGGAUGGAAACGCCCUGAUAACGCCAUCAUUCAAGUUUGGGACGUCGUCACAAACGAGUGCAUCUCGACGGUUUCCUUGGAACAUAUUUCGAUCGGCAUGAUCAAAUCUCUGAGCUUCUCGGCAGAUAUGCACCAGCUUGCCUCUUCUCCGUACGAGAUGAUACACGAUAGUUCAUAUCUCGCAGUCAUUCUUUCAUGGGACCUGAGAUCUGGUUCCCUUCUAGGAACGUUCACAAGCGACAAGAUCAAAUCCAUCAAAGCAAGGUUUGACACCAGAUUUGCAAAUCGUUUACACACUGCGUACGGCUUCUUCGACACACGCGAGCUUUUGGGCACAAGUAGCUCAAUUCAUAUCCACAUAGGCUCUAGAAUCUCUGGAGAACACGAAGACUUCGAGCAUACACCAGAUUCAGUGAGCUGGGAAACAAUGCCCGCCUUCCACGGCUAUGGCCUUAGCUGCGAUCGAGAAUGGAUCGUGCGUAACGGGAAACGUUUGCUGUGGAUUCCUCCAGAUUUCAGACCCUCUCUUUAUGACGAUAUCAGUCCCGCCCGCCUAAACUCCUACAACCACCACGCAUUGGCACCGUGGCUCGCAGAGACAGGCUAUCUCACUCCUUCGUAUCUAGCCCGAAGAGAGCAAGAAAUCGCGCCGUUCAACAUGGGUCGCUGGUUGACCCCGCAAAUUCAGGAGUGCAUGCUGAACCAGCCUGCCACGAUCCAACACUUUACCAAAGAUGAGGUCCGCCAACUUCUAGAAGUUGCAGCGGAGCUCAACUUUGAUACGGCGAAAGCUGAGAAGAGUGACGGGUUGAUGAAGCUUGUUUCUUCGAAGCGGACCGUCCAGGCACUUCUGAGCCUCUUCUAUCAACUUAGCCAGGACGCGAAUUCUCCCGAUAACCAGCUCUACUUCUUCCCAUAUUACACCGACCUCGACCGCUUGAGCGAGUGGCGAUGCUACGUCAAGGAAGGCCGCAUCGUCGCCAUCAGCCAGAGCAGAUUCUAUCAGCCAAAUCACGGUGGUAUCACAGACGAGAUGCUGGGUAGGCUGGCUACUCAGGCCCGUCACCUGUGGUCGCGAAUCGCACCUGAUCUGAACUUCAAGAGCUGCAUCCUAGACGUCUACGCAGAGGUCCUCGAUUCCGAGUUUGAGGUGAAGCUCAUUGAGAUUAAUCCCUGGGGCGCACACUCCGGUUCAGGCAGUUUACUCUUUCACUGGCUCGAUGACGCGGAUAUCCUUGAUCCUCGACAGCCCGAUGGCGCGACUGUGAUAAGAUUGGUUGAAUGCGGCGAGGCAAAAGCCCUUACGCGUGAUGAGGCGUUUCAGAUUGGUCGAGGUGGGAUUAUUGAGGACGAGCUUCGAUGUUUGCGGGAGAGAGGGCUUGAGUGGGUUCUGGAGGAUGAUAGACAUGCUGAGUUUAUGGGCUUGCCGGUGCCGGAUGGGCAGUCUGGGCUUACGACGAGGAAAGAUGGUCUUGAAAUCUUUCGGAAAGGAUUGGAUGGGGAUGUUAUGGGGGUAAAACCCAGAAACCACCCACGAUUUCUGAAGUUGAAAAGGGCGUAUGAAGCAAAUCGCUGA